AUUUCCCGCAAAGUUCUUGGCUCUGUGCUAGUCGACAAAAGCGCCACCUAUUACUUUUUCAGUAUUGUUUGCCAACAUCUCAAAGAUGGCGUAGUAGUGAAUGAAAAUUUCUUUUAUGAUAAGUUUUGUUGACCAACUACUACUCUCCCAUUUCGUUUUUCUUUUAAUUUAUUUAUCGUUCCGUGCAUACCCAAUGUGUUAAUCAAAGCUUAGUAAAAUAACUUAAGUAUGGCCAGUGACUUUGACGAAUUUGCAGCAAGGCUAACUGCUGCUGAUCCGGUAGAAGUCCAAGUUGCAGGUCCCUCACUUGAACAACGUAACCAAAGAGCAAGUGUUAUUGUUGUCCAAACUGCCUCUACGGAAAAUAGAAUUGGCUCAGUGGAAUCGGACGUGACCAAUGAGGUUCAUACGGAUCAGGAUAGUCGGCAGAGUUUAACAGAGAAUAAUGGACCAUUGUCUCCCAUAUUGAUUACAAGUAGACGCCGCAGAGCUAGAGAUGAAGAUAAUGAGGAGGAGGAAAUGGAAGAGGCUGGACCCCCUUUAAGAAAAGCUAAAUCAGAUGCUGAAGGAGGUUUCCUUUUAGAAAAAAAAGACAAAUCUAUAGUUGAAGAUGAAGAAGAUGGUCAAGUUUGCCCAGUUUGUUUUGAUGUUUGGAGCAAUUCUGGAUCUCACAGAGUUGUCUCUUUAAAAUGUGGACAUUUGUUUGGCCAAGCUUGCAUAGAACGCUGGGUUCACUCUGGUGGUAAGGGAGCCAGGUGUCCCCAGUGCAAUGAAUCAGCUCAAAAGAAGGAUAUUAGACCUAUUUAUGUUAGAAAUUUAAAGGCAAUAGAUACCACAGAAAGAGACAGGGCCUUGGCAGCGCUGGAGCACGAAAAAGAAAAUCGACGUAGGCUAGAAUUAGAAUACCACAAACUUCAGAUUCAAAUGACAGCCAAAGAGCAAGAUAUAUUACGAUUGCAACACGAACUCCAGCAAUGUCGGGCAGCCCUGUCAGGGGCCUGUUUAGCAGCCAGCGGCCAGGGUGCUGAGUUACCUUUAGCAGGGGCAGGUCCUCUAUUUGGGUCUCAGCCUCCUGGAAUCUUAGGCCGCCGUCUAGUUCUUGAUUCUACAUUAGAACUGUGUAAAGAAGGUCAAUGCCGCGUCAUGUCCUAUAGCGAGCAUUUAACACUACUAGUAGUGUCUUAUGCUGGAACAAACUCGCAUUUGACGGGCACUGGUGUCAAGAAAGUGAACGCUUUGGGAGGAUUUCGUACCGUUGGCUACAUUGCCGUUCACAGGAAACCCAUCCGCGACAUGGCUUUCCACUUGGAACAAAACGAUCUGCUUUUAACAGUUUCGUUAGAUAAAACGGCCAAGCUGGUAAACGUCCAUAGUGACAUUGCAGUUACUUCGUAUUCCUGCGAUUCGCCUCUUUGGAGUUGCGCUUGGAAUGCCGACAAUAAAUACCAGUUUUUCGUUGGAACGGGUACUGGAAAAGUCUUGCUCUAUGAUACCAGAAAGCCCGGUGAUGCAGUUGACUGCUGGUCGGAGCCAAGUAGUAUGUCACCUGUCACAGGCCUUGCGUACCUUCCGUUCAGUCCGGUGACUACUUUCCCAAGAGGCGGGCUCUUCGUUCAACGUCUACAGUCGUGCGUCUUUCACGAGUCACGAACAGACGGCUUUGUUGCACAUCCGCUGCCUUUGGAUGGAUCGUUUACGUCGCUUUGCGUUGAACCAGAAACACGCCAUUUUCUUGCGUCUUCCAGGCCCAGCAACGCUCAUCCGCAGGCUCGCCAUACUGUCUGUGCUCCUUCGUGGACCAUUCUGGGCAGCGAUUCGUCCAAUGGUAUUUGCAGUAGUCAUGCCAUUACGACUAUUCAAGCUGGAACACAACAAAAGUUGCUUUCGCGUUCGUGCCUCCUUACUGCUCCAGGCUCCACUGAAGGUAAGCAGUUAAUAGUGGCUGCCCAUCAGGAGGCUGCACAGUGUAUUUCGCUGUGGGAUGUUAACUCGUCAGCAGUGCUUCAAAAACUGCCCUGUUCAGAUCCUGUUCUGGAUCUCCUUCCUAUCCGCGUUAAUGGCGUCCAUUUUGUUGCCGCCUUGUCCGAAAAGAAUGCACGUUUCUACAAGUGGACAUGAUCGAGGAAAGCUUUCACUUUUUCAGUAAUUAUCAUACACCACUGUGGUCAUUUCAUACCAAAACUCAGAUUUGUACAAAAAUUUUGUAAAUAUGAACACGUCCAAUCGG
This is a messenger RNA of Daphnia carinata, 2227 nucleotides long. Its product is annotated as E3 ubiquitin-protein ligase RFWD3-like. Bases 229 to 2118 code for a protein of 629 amino acids. Lineage: Eukaryota; Metazoa; Arthropoda; Branchiopoda; Diplostraca; Daphniidae. Gene Ontology annotation, molecular function: ubiquitin protein ligase activity; protein binding. Gene Ontology annotation, biological process: protein ubiquitination; interstrand cross-link repair. Gene Ontology annotation, cellular component: nucleus. The record is from RefSeq and is a predicted model, not a curated record. The transcript has 7 exons.